Chenopodium quinoa (quinoa) is the source of this 2048-nucleotide messenger RNA. RefSeq names its product protein EARLY-RESPONSIVE TO DEHYDRATION 7, chloroplastic-like. Bases 295 to 1704 code for a protein of 469 amino acids. Gene Ontology annotation, cellular component: plasma membrane. The record is from RefSeq and is a predicted model, not a curated record. NCBI's taxonomy places the organism in Eukaryota, Viridiplantae, Streptophyta, Magnoliopsida, Caryophyllales, Amaranthaceae. The transcript is spliced from 4 exons.
AACUACCGACUCGACCCGACCCUAGUCGAACAAUCCCAUUGCCACCUCUACUCGACAAGUCGGUAACUCGGACAACUCGGUAUGGAUUUACGGGUAAAUCUUAACGGUGCGAGCGCGGGAGCUACACAAGUCCAACAAUAAAUCAAACCAAAAAAAAACUGUCUCCCUUACGCGGACUCCCCACGUCAACUGUAUUUUCUCUCUCCUCUGCAACUUCCCCAUUAAGCUUUCUUCUUCCUUUAUAUACCUCACCGUUUCCGCUUUUCAUUCACUUUCUUCUUCAUCAUAACAACAAUGGCGUCUCAAGAACUCCAUAAUCGUCGAUCUUCAUUGUACCCUGAUAUUGAUCAAUCUAACCCCAAUUCUUCUUCCCCUUUUUUGUACAAUCAAACUCCUAACCCUAAUUCUCAAUCUUCUAAUUCUCUUUACCCUACUCUCCAUAUGUCAGAUCUUGUCGAUAAUCUAUUUCCCGAUGAUUAUCGAAACCCUAAUUCUAACCCUAACCCUAACCCUAACCCUGAUUCUGUUCCUGGGACUCCAUCUGCUCCCCCUGAGCUUGAACCCGAACCUGUUGAAGAAACCCUAAUCACUGUUCCUGGUGCUGUUGUUCAUCUAAUUGAUAAGAAGUACAGUGUUGAGCUUGGAAUCGGCGAUUUUACGGUUCGCCGCAUUCGACAAGGGGUAAAUACCGUUGCUGUUUUCGCUUGUGUUUCGGAGGAGGUGCAAUGGCCGUUAGUGAAAGAGGAGGCGAUUGUCAAAGUUGAUGAUUCGCAUUACUUCUUCUCUCUUUCUGAUUCGGAUUCGGGUUCCAAAGAAAGAUCAGAUGAUGUUUUAAAUUAUGGAUUGAGUUUUGCUUCAAAGGGGCAAGAGGGUUUGCUGAAGGAAUUGGAUGCUAUUUUCGAUGGCUUCGGGAAUUUUACGGUGCAGAGCGUGUCGGAGAAGAGUAGGGGAGAUUUGGCGGGAGUGGGUGUUGCUGGUGAGAUUUCGCCGCAGGAAAUGAAGUGUGAUGAGAGUAAGAAAGCGGCAAUGGAGCGGAGUUGUGGGGCGUAUUGGACGACAUUGGCGCCCAAUGUGGAGGAGUAUAGUGGGUCUGCUGCUAAGUUUAUUGCGGCCGGGUCAGGGCAUGUGAUCAAGGGGAUUUUGUGGUGUGGAGAUAUCACUGUUGAUCGGUUGAAAUGGGGGCAUGAGGUGAUGAAGAAGAGGCUUGAUCCUGCUGAGAAGAAGGAGGUUGAUAAGAAUACUUUGAAGAGGAUCAAAAGGGUGAAGAGGAUGACAAAAAUGACCAAGCAGGUGGCAACUGGAGUGCUGUCUGGGGUUGUUAAAGUAUCUGGAUUUUUCACAAGUUCAGUUGCAAACUCAAAAGUAGGAAAGAAAUUCUUCAGCCUAUUGCCCGGAGAAAUGGUCUUGGCCUCUUUGGAUGGAUUCAAUAGAAUCUGUGAUGCCGUUGAAGUAGCUGGAAAAAACGUCAUGUCAACAACAUCUACUGUGACUACUGGACUAGUGACACACAAAUAUGGAGAGGAAGCUGGUAAUGCUACACAUGAAGGGCUCGGUGCAGCUGGGCAUGCCAUUGGUACUGCUUGGACUGUGUUCAAGAUCCGGAAAGCCUUGAAUCCUAAGAGUGUCCUUAAACCUACCACUCUAGCCAAAACUGCUGUUAAAGAAGCUGCUCGUGAAAUGAAAUCUCAAAAGGGCUCGAAAUGAUUCCUGCUUUGCCUGGGAGACCCUUUAUCCACUUAUGUAUGAACUGAGCUGUAUACUUGUAUCUGUAAUUCAGUCCUUGAGUUUUGAAGCUCUGUUUUUGUUAUAAACUAGCUUAUUCUUGUAGCUUUGUAUUCAUGGCUUGAUCCAUUUGUUGUAUAACAGAACGUCAUCUUGAAAUUGGUGCUUGCAAGUGAUUGCUGUAAUUAAAAUUUUACUUGCUGAUUAUCUAUCUUGUAUACGAGGUCCUGCGCUGAGGAAUUAAAUUGGUGCUUGCAAGUGAUUCCUGUAAUUAAAAUUUUACUUGCUGAUUAUUUUUCUUGUAUAUGAGGUCCUGCACUGAGGAA